UGAAAAAAAUAAAGAUGUUGAUACUAAACAUUUUCUUUUUCUCCAGGCAUAAUAAAAUAAGCUUAGGUUUCUUCAUUUUUAACAGAGGCACAAGCAAGGCAACGCCAAUUUGGUUUCCAAUUCCACCAUGAAAGGGAAGGAGAUAUCUUCACCAACCAUCAAAUCCACCAAUAACAAUGUCAUCAACAAGCCCUUCUUCAGGCCAGCUCAAGAUGACACUAAACCUCCACUUCAAGACCCAAUUCUGAGGUCGGACCCAAUUGAGACAGAGGAAGCAAUGCUGCGCUUGCCCCCUUUCCCUAUCCUCAAACCCAGACCCCAAUCUUAGUAGUAUCCGUAAGAAAGUAACGGAAGCUGUUUCGACCUUUAGGGCCGUGUUCAGUCGGAACAGAGAAAUAAGCUGGUGAUCUAGGAAGUGUGGCGGAAAGAAUCUGUUGAAUAUCAUUAGAAGAGCAGUAGUCUUGGCAGCUACUGUUGUUCAAUCUGGAAAGAAAGAUCUGUGAUGAUCUUUAACCAAGAGAUCUUUUUCUGAGAAUUGUGUAACUAGUUCUAUUUCCUCUGUUAUCUUGCUCAAGUUUGGUGGGCAAAGGAUGAAAUCGACAAAUUAUUUAAUAUAUAAUAUAAUUCUAAUUUUAAUUA
This is a messenger RNA of Ricinus communis (castor bean), 639 nucleotides long. RefSeq lists its product as uncharacterized. Lineage: Eukaryota; Viridiplantae; Streptophyta; Magnoliopsida; Malpighiales; Euphorbiaceae. The transcript has 3 exons. The record is from RefSeq and is a predicted model, not a curated record. The coding region runs from base 128 to 328 and encodes 66 amino acids.